UUCUACGGUGUGGCACGUGAAAUCUUUCUUUACAAAAUAAUUACUUGAACACCGAAAAAAAUCAUUUCGUUUGAUAAGUAUGAAGAGGAUAAUUCUACUGGUUAUUUAUUUUGGCACAGUUUUGGUCAGUGUUUUUGCGGUUUCAACCAAUCGCGAAGUGAACCGGCCAUCUAAUGCGACUCUGAAAUUACUGGAGGCAUCUGAUACCGGCAAUGAAAGUCUGGUCAAGCAAUUAAUAAAAGACGGUGCUGAUGUGAACUUUGUAAGCGAAGAUCUGUAUGGCACAUCGUUGCACUAUGCUUCAAUCCGGGGACAUGAAAAAAUUGUAAAUUUACUGAUUGAAAACGGUGCGAAUGUCAAUGCAGUAGGUGAAUUCGGAAGGACGCCCCUCUAUUCGGCUAUAACCUAUGGUAAUAGUUAUGAGAGAAUCGUUUCUAAGCUUCUUCAAAAGGGCUCCAGUGUAAAUACAGUAACAGACGACACUGAUACAACACCGAUUUGUUUUGCAGUUAGUGGAGGCUACGAUAAAAUUGUUAAAAUGCUGAUUGAUAAUGGAGCUGACGUGAAUUUCAAAGAUAAAGAGAGCAAAGUGUCACCUCUACACCAAGCAGCACUUUAUGGCUAUGAAAAAGUUGCAAAGAAAUUAAUUCAUAAUGGUGCCUUUGUGAAUAGUACCGAUAAAAAUGGAGUUCAGCCGAUUCAUUUAGCUGCAAGCGGGGGCUAUGAAAAGGUGGUUAAAGAACUCAUAAGACAUAAAGCAGAUGUGAAUAUUAAAGACAACGAAAACAGCACGCCCUUGCAUUACGCUGCAGACGGUGGAAAUACAAGAGGUUAUGAAAAAACCAUUGAAAGACUGAUCAGAAAAGGUGCCGAAAUAAAUGUGAGGGAUGAAAAUGGGCGAACACCAAUCUAUGUAGCAAAAAUGAAAGGUUAUGACAACAUAGUUGAGAUUUUGGAACACGCGAAAAAUCUAUGAAAAGAAUAUCUAAGUUUCGAUAUUUUCAACUAUAAGCUCCGAUAUAAAUUUAAAUCUUUUAUUGAUCUAAGAUGCAAUUUGUGGUGCAAACUUACAAUGUAUUCCAUUAAAAAUGAAAAUUUGGUUCAAAAAACAAACAAAUUGAUCAUUUAAGGGUCAAAAUCUCAUCUAAAACAAAUCGAUCUUGGU
Molecule: messenger RNA, 1165 nt
Organism: Contarinia nasturtii (swede midge)
Lineage: Eukaryota; Metazoa; Arthropoda; Insecta; Diptera; Cecidomyiidae
Product: serine/threonine-protein phosphatase 6 regulatory ankyrin repeat subunit A-like
Exons: 12
Coding region: 80-976 (298 amino acids)
Molecular function (GO): protein binding
Source: RefSeq, a predicted model, not a curated record